AUGUUUGUGCUCGGGCCAACAGUGACGACACAGAGAUCCGAUAAUUCGGACGAAGCCAGCGAGGAGGAGGGAUCUGGAGACGUUAUCCAGAGACGGCGAGAAGAAUGCGAGCGGAAGGCGCGACGGGGGGAGAUGGACCCCAGGCUGGAGUUCACGUUCCAGCUGCUGAUAGACGCGACUGGGUUGCCGAGGCACGAGGUGAUGGAUCACGUGUUCGAGGGUGACAUGCUGGACGAGAUCAACCAGUUGUUUUUGCCGCACAUGAGGGCUACGCUCAUGUGGUUCUACCAGGAAACGGAGGAGCCCGAGAUCCAGCGAUCCACCGACCAGGUUGGCGAUUCGCGAAGCCACUGUCUUUCGUCGAAGUGAAACUGUAUGUGGAUCUGUGUUUAGGGGCUGGCAAAGAGUAGCGGCUCGCGUCCGCAGCAGAAUACAGCCGGGGCCAAGGUCAAGGAGGUCAAGGAGCCCAAGGAGCCGCCCAAGAAAAAAUUGUUUCUGACCGACGGCUGGCAGGUCCCUUGCACCGGCAUGUGUGUCUAUAUGUUUCGCAUCAACAUCGCCAAGCAGCUGCCGGAGGAGGGCUUUCAAAAGGACCUUUACACGGGGGUGAUCGACGCCACGAGGGUCGGCGUAGUACCUUACAUUCAGCGCGUUAUCGAGCGCGUUUUCAUGGACGCUCUGGCACAUCCCGGCCUCGAGGACGAGGACGAUUGUCCUAUGAUCAAGAGCGUCCUCCUGCCUGGCUUGAGGUCGUUCUGCAGUGCCUUGAAAGUUUGCGAGGAAGUGUCGAACGAUGGUAACAUCUUUGAGGAUGGUCAGAGCAUGAUGGACGAUGUCCACGAUGCCGAGAGUGCCAAAGCCCUCGUGACGAACGACGAUGUCGUGGAAAAGAUCGAGGCUCGCGUGGUGGACUGGAUGAAGAGGCUGAAGGACUUUAUGCUCGAGUGCAAGCAGGUGAGGCGAGAGAACGACAGCUCCGGGCCUCAGCAAGAGCUUGAGUACUGGAAGAGACGAGGAGCCCAGUUCAGUCAGCUAGUAACGAGGUUGCAGGACAACGAGGUGAGGAUGACUUUGUUGUGCUUGCAAGUUUCGAGAUCCAAGUUGCUCAAGGAUUGGACGGACGUUCAAGAGGAGGUCAUGUAUUGUUUCAACGAGGCGAAGGACAACGCGAAAUUCAUCCAAGCGUUGGAAAAGUGUUGUCACUGCUUGUACCUGGACGACCCGGUACGAAUGCGAGACUCUUUGGUGUCUCUGUUGCAAACGGUGAGGCUGAUAUACAGCGUCUCGAGGUACUACAACACGUCGGAGAGGACGAGCUCGCUUAUGGUGAAGAUAACGAAUCAAAUGAUUGCGGCUUGCAGAGACUACGUCACCCAGCGAGGACGAGACACCGUUUGGGGCCAAGACAGAAUUACCGCCCGGCAAAAACUCAAACACUGUUUGAGGCUGAACAAAGCGUAUCGACAAACCUAUAGAUUGGUGCGUUGUUCGCCGGCUAUAACGGAAGAGGAGUUCUCAUUUUCCGAGACCCACGUGUUUGGACGGUUUGACUCGUUUUGCGCGAGGAUACGGAAAAUCCUGACAAUGUUCGAUCUGAUCGAAGAUUACCAAAAAUUGUUCGAACGAAGGAUGGAGGGUCUGUUGCUGGGAGAAGCACUGGACGAGACCAUAAAAACGUUCGAGGAAGCAAAAAAGAUUGCAACAAGCAAAAGUUACGACUACUUGGACCCUCGGAACGCCGAGUUUGACGGCGACUAUGAUACCUUCAUGUCGGAGACGGACGCGUUGAAGGAAAACGUCGGCAACGUGAUAGAGAAAAAUUACGCAGACGUUUGGGAGACACCGCAAGGAAUCCGUUUUCUCACCCGCUUCGAAAAAGUUAGCGACAAAAUUCCUCUGACAAAGUUGGACGAGAAGUACAAUUUGGUGGUGAAAUACUGCGACAAAGAGAUAGAACGAACCCUCAAGCUGUUCAAAAAGCUAAAGGAUGAUCCCCCGAUCCCCAGGCAUUUGCCACCGAUCGCAGGGAGACUAACUUGGGCCAAUUCCUUGAGAAUACACUUGGACGAGCUGGCGACCUCGGUCUCUUCUCAUCCGGUACUGAAAACACUACCGACAACUGCGGAUCUCGUGAAAAGAUACAACAACGCCAUCUCCGUGAUAAUGCAGUAUCAAUCGGACAUCAAACAAGUCUGGACUAGUCAAAACUCUUGGAUAAUCGAAGACUGCCUCAAAAAAAACCUAUUGAAAAUAGACGAAGCGAGCGGAAAGGUCCAAGUGAACUUGGAAAGCCGGAUAAACCUUCUACUCCGCGAGGCGGACUGCCUAGCCAAGAUGAGCCUCGACAUCCCGAUAGUCGCGAAAACGAUGCUCGCGAAAAGGGAGCACUUUGUCCUGGUGAAGGACUCGCUGCACCUGGUGAUCGAGGACUUUGUCAACACGGCCAGGCGCGUGAAGCUCGAGGUACGGCCUCUGCUGCUGCCCCACCUCGUCCGCGUGGCUUCUCUGCUGAAACCGGCCCUCUACACGCUCACGUGGACAAAGCCCGACUGGAGGGAGUUUUGCCAGCGCACUCGCGACCAAAUCAAAACCUUCGACGUUCUCAUAACCAGAGUCCACGACGUCUACACAAACAGAAUCUUGCAAGUUCUCGCGAGUAUGCACAAAAUAACGAUGCACGCGCUACCGGAGGACAAGCCUUGGGGCGUGGAGGAGUUCGUGGAGCGAACGGAGGAGGCCUGCAGAGCAGCUGCCUUGGAAGCUCACGGCAAGAGCCUCAUGGUGGAGGAGGCUGUCGAGGAGGUGUUGCAAUUGGUGAAAAAUGCGGCCGCGAGUUUCAAAGGGUCCGUGGCUCCCGAUGACUUUGAGUUUCUCGACGAGAACGGUAAGACUUAGGCGGGGGGGGGGAUUCAGCAGCAAGAUUGGUCCAUCGUGUGGGCGUGCUUCGACGACCCGCACAAGCUGCUGUCCACCGAGGACGGAAGCUUGUCCAAGGCGAUGCAAGAUAUGGUUGGGAACGCCGUUGCCGAGAUGAGGAGGUAUUACUCCCGGAAGGUCGUGGAUGUGCUUAUUAAGGUCACGAAGACGUCUCUCGAUGCCAUCAGAAGACGGUUCUCGCGCGAAUACGACGCAGAUGAAACUACAACUCCGGUGUUCCUGCUGCAAGCCACGCUCAUGAUACCAUCGGUGAUGGUGAAGCCAAGCCUCGAUGACGUGCAGGAAGCGCUGAUAAUAGCCGGAAAAGCAAUAGCUGGGGUUGCCAAGGGCGUCGCGCAAUGGGAUGGUGGUGCCAAGGACGGGAAAAACGAAAAAGUAAGAGCGCAAAUGGAAGUUGAAAAACGUAACAAGAGCACCAUGGAGGAUCCGAAAGCACGCAGGCGAAGAUUGUACAAAAUAAUGUCGGAAGAAAAACCCACGUUUCCCGUGCAGAAGCGAAACUUCUUCUCCAUGAUUAUGGAUAACAAGGAAAUCGUCAAAAUGUUCUCAAUACUGAGUGCUUGUACCCAAGAACUACGCCAAGACUUGUCGGAUUUCUUGGAUCGCUGGAGACCCUACAAUUUUCUUUGGACAAACGAACGCAGUAUAAGAGAGCUUUUGCAAGUGUCGUUGACAGAGUUCGAGAACAUGCUGAGAAAACACGGGGAGCUCGAGGACGAACUGGCGACCGAGCCUGACAUGAUUAAUUUUGGCACCUCCAUUGCCGUUUCAACGGAAAAACUCAAAUACGCCCUGUUGACGGAAAUCAAAAGCUCCACGCACAAAAUUGGCCAAGCCAUCAAGAAAAAGUAUCGCCGAGAAAUGGAAUACGUUUACGCCGUCAUGAACGAAAUGGACAGAAAGUUGGAUCGCCAAAUCAGGGAUUUAGACGACGUCCGUUUGAUCAUGGAAACUUUGAGGAAAAUUCGGGAACAAGAAGUCGACAUGGACUUGAAAAUCGAUCCGAUCGAGGAAGCUUUCAACAUCGUGACACGAUACGAGGUACCAGUUGACCGAGAAUGUCUCGAACAAGUGGACAAUUUACGAUACACGUGGCAGCAGCUGCAAGCUCGAGCUCUGGAAAGCCACGUGCACCUGCUGAACCUCCAGCCUUCGUUCGAGGAAGAGCUGCGCAACAAUCUCGAGAAAUUCCGCACCGACAACGAGACGUACGUUGAGGAAUACCGGACGUCGGGGCCCAUGCAGGCUGGCUUGACGCCGCGCGAGGCCUCCGACCGGCAGAUCCUCUUCCAAAAUCGCUUCGACGGGAUGUGGCGAAAGCUCCAAGCCUACCAGAGCGGCGAAGAACUGUUUGGCUUGCCGAUCACCGACUAUCCGGAACUAUCGCAGAUUAGAAAGGAAUUGAAUCUACUGCAGAAGUUGUACAAACUGUACAAUGAUGUUAUCGACAGAGUCAGCAGCAGCUACUACGAUAUACCGUGGGGCGAGGUAAACAUAGAAGAAAUAAACAACGAACUGAUGGAAUUCCAAAAUCGGUGCCGAAAGUUGCCCAAGGGCCUGAAAGAGUGGCCGGCGUUUUUUGCCCUCAAGAAAACGAUAGAUGAUUUUAACGACAUGUGCCCACUUCUCGAGCUGAUGGCCAACAAAGCCAUGAAGCCUCGACACUGGCAACGAAUCGUCGAAGUCACGAGCCACACUUUUGAUCUCGAGAGCGAGGGCUUUUGCCUGAAAAAUAUCCUAGAAGCGCCGCUGCUCAAGUACAAAGAGGACAUCGAGGAUAUUUGCAUCUCGGCCAUGAAGGAAAAGGACAUCGAAGCCAAACUUCGGCAGGUCAUCAACGAGUGGUCCUCGCACGAGCUGACCUUCAUGACCUUCAACAACAGGGGCGAGCUGUUGCUUCGGGGUGACACCACCGCCGAGACCAUCAGCCAACUCGAGGACAGCCUGAUGAUACUGGGCUCGCUCAUGUCGAACCGCUACAACGCGCCCUUCCGCAAACAAAUUCAGCAAUGGCUGGGAGACUUGUCGAGCACCAACGAGAUACUCGAGCGCUGGCUCCUCGUGCAAAACAUGUGGGUGUACCUGGAGGCAGUGUUCGUGGGCGGGGACAUUGCCAAGCAGCUGCCCAAGGAGGCCAAGCGUUUCAGCAAAAUCGACAAAAGCUGGCAGAAAAUAAUGCAACGAGCCCACGAGACGCCGGGUGUCGUUCCCUGCUGCGUCGGUGACGACCUGCUCAAGCAACUGCUGCCCCACUUGCAAGAGCAGCUCGAAUUGUGCCAGAAAUCAUUGAGCGGGUACUUGGAAAAGAAGCGCAUGAUGUUUCCGAGAUUCUUUUUCGUGUCCGACCCGGCUCUGCUGGAAAUACUUGGCCAAGCGUCUGACUCGCACACCAUUCAAAACCAUUUGUUGUCCAUUUUCGACAAUACGAGGUACGUUAAAUUCCACGACAUCGAGUACAACAAAAUCAUAGCUGUCGUUUCAUCGGAGGGAGAAACGAUACAGCUCGAGAGGGCAGUUCGAGCCGAGGGUUCGGUCGAGACAUGGCUGAUGCAGCUUCUGCAAACGUCCCAGCAGUCGUUGCACUCGAUCAUACGACAGGGCUAUACAACGCUGAACGACCAAAAUUUCAAUCUUCUUGGUUUCCUCGACAAGAUGCCGGCCCAAGUUGGGAUCCUGGGCAUACAAAUGAUUUGGACGAGGGACGCCGAACUGGCGCUGCUGCAGGCCCGAGCUGACAAGAAAAUCAUGGGGGAGACGAACAAUCGCUUCCUCGAGCUCUUGAACACUUUGAUCGACCAGACUACGAGGGAUCUCGCGAAGAUCGACCGGAUCAAAUUCGAGACGCUCAUCACCAUUCACGUUCAUCAGCGGGAUAUUUUUGAUAUUCUGUGCCGUUUGAACGUUCGCUCGGUUAACGAUUUCGAGUGGUUGAAACAGUGCAGAUUUUAUUUCAAAGAAGACGCGGACAAGACAUCGAUAUCGAUAACUGACGUCCAAUUUGUUUAUCAAAACGAGUACCUGGGCUGCACCGAGCGAUUGGUCAUCACGCCUUUGACCGAUCGUUGCUACAUAACGUUGGCCCAAGCAUUGUCUAUGUCGAUGGGUGGAGCGCCUUGCGGCCCGGCCGGUACAGGCAAAACCGAGACAGUUAAGGACAUGGGCAAGACCCUGGCCAAGUACGUAGUCGUGUUCAAUUGCUCCGAUCAGAUGGACUAUCGAGGCUUGGGUCGUAUUUACAAGGGAUUGGCGCAGAGCGGAUCUUGGGGCUGUUUCGACGAGUUCAACCGCAUCGAGUUGCCCGUACUAUCAGUGGCAGCACAGCAAGUUGCGGUCGUACUGUCCGCGAAGAAGGAGAAAAAGAAGCAAUUUGUGUUUACAGAUGGGGAUCAAAUCGACAUGUGUCCUGAGUUUGGGAUAUUCAUAACUAUGAAUCCAGGCUACGCGGGGAGAAAGGAGCUGCCAGAAAACUUGAAGAUUCAGUUUCGGACUGUUGCCAUGAUGGUUCCCGACCGGCAAAUCAUCAUCAGGGUGAAACUGGCGAGUUGCGGCUUCCUCGAAAACAUCACCUUGGCUCGGAAGUUUUACACGUUGUACAAACUUUGCGAGGAACAACUCACGAAACAGGUGCACUAUGACUUUGGUUUGAGAAACAUUUUGUCGGUUCUUCGAUCGCUUGGGGCUGCGAAAAGAAUCAAUUCCAAGGAUUCCGAGAGUACGAUAGUCAUGCGAGUCUUGAGAGACAUGAAUCUUUCCAAGCUCAUAGACGAGGAUGAGCCACUUUUCAUAUCACUGGUGGCAGAUUUAUUUCCGAAUCAGUUGCUCGAAAAGACAGCCUAUCCAGAGCUUGAGGCAGCCAUUGAACAGCAAGUACAGGAAGAGGGAUUGGUCUAUCACCCCCCAUGGGUUCUCAAGCUCAUUCAGCUGUACGAGACUCAAAGAGUGAGACACGGCAUCAUGACUUUGGGCCCUACGGGGGCUGGAAAAACUACUUGCAUUCAAAUACUCAUGAAAGCAUUGACUGCGUGUGGAGAAGUUCACAAAGAAAUGAGGAUGAACCCAAAGAGUAUAACGGCAGCUCAAAUGUUUGGUCGUUUGGAUGUCGCGACCAAUGAUUGGACGGAUGGAAUAUUUUCUGCUUUGUGGCGAAAAACUUUAAAAACAAAAUCAGACGAGAACAUAUGGCUGAUAUUGGAUGGACCGGUGGAUAGUAUAUGGAUUGAAAAUUUAAACUCGGUCCUCGACGAUAACAAAACCCUAACUUUGGCUAACGGCGAUCGUUUGUCAAUGUCUCCAACGUGUAAGAUAAUCUUUGAGCCGCACAACAUCGACAAUGCAAGUCCUGCAACUGUUUCGAGGAAUGGAAUGGUCUACAUGAGCUCGUCGGGUCUGGAUUGGAAUCCAGUAGUGACGGCUUGGCUCAAAAGGAGGACAACUCUCGAACAAGAGGUGUUUGACCAAUGCUUUCAAGAAUCCUUUGCUCAGAUUUAUUUAUGGAGUACGCAAUCACUUGUUUUUGCGAUCAAUGUCUUGCAAUGCAACAUAGUUCGUCAAAUGCUGUGUCUAUUGGAAGGUUUAGUGCCACCUGAAACACCAGCUGUGGAAGAAAAGGUGGAAAUAGAAGACGACAUGGAACAACAUAAGCCAAUAUCCAUGACUGCGGAGCACCUUCGUCGUUUUUAUGUGUUUGCUCUAGUUUGGGGAAUCGGAGCUCUGCUGGAAAAAGCGGAUCGGCUGAAAUAUGACGAGUAUUUGCGAAAAAAUUUUGAAUCCCUCGACCUCCCUUGCGAUCAGAAAAAACAAGAAAACACAGUUUUCGAUUUCUUUGUCAACGACAAGGGACAGUGGGACCAAUGGACUAGUAUUUUGACAAACUACGUGUACCCAGAAUCCGCAACGCCGGAUUUCGGUAGCAUUGUAAUUCCCAUUCCCGACAACGUGAGAAUUCAGUAUCUCAUAGAUUUGAUCGGCAAACAAGACAGAGCAGUUCUAUUGACGGGCGAACAGGGCUCUGCAAAAACAGUCAUGAUGAAGGCUUACAUUAAAAAAGCCAACCCAGAAACAACGUUGAACAGGUCGUUCAAUUUUAGUUCUGCCACGACUCCCUAUCAGUUUCAAAAAACGAUAGAGAGCUACGUGGAAAAGAGAAUGGGCAGUAUAUUCGGACCACCUGGUGGUAAAAAAAUGCUUAUUUUCGUGGAUGACAUAAAUUUGCCGGAGAUAAACGAGUGGGGGGAUCAAAUAACCAACGAAAUCGUACGUCAGACGAUGGAUACCAAAGGAUUUUACUCGUUGGAGAAGCCCGGAGAUUUCACGUCGAUCGUCGAUGUUACUUUCAUGGGUGCGAUGGGACAACCAGGUGGCGGCCGAAACGACAUACCUUCGAGAUUGAAAAGGCAAUUUUGCAUAUUCAACUGUACAUUGCCGGAUGAUGCCUCUAUAGACAGAAUUUUCAGUGUCUUGGGAGAGGGCCACUACAAUUCCAAGCGAGGAUUUUCCCCCGAAGUCAGGAGUUUGGUCAAAAAGAUGGUAGAGUUGACUCGAAUCUUGUGGCAAAGCACCAGAGCCAGGCUUCUUCCGACGCCAGCAAAGUUUCAUUACGUUUUCAAUUUACGAGAUUUGUCGAGAAUUUGGCAAGGUAUGCUGGGAACACUGUCUACGGUCAUCGACAAAGAGGAGAUACUCAUGUUACUUUGGAAGCACGAGUGCGAGAGAGUAUUUAGCGAUAGAUUGACGAUCCAAGCAGACAAGGAUUGGUUCGAUAAUGAACUAGUUACAGUUGUUUCGAAUACGUUGGGAGAGUCUUACACGCACAUGAUACAAAAAAGUCCAGCAUUCGUGGACUUUAUGAGAGAUGCUCCGGAACCCACGGGUGAAGAAACUGAAGACGCCGACACGGAGCUGCCGAAAGUGUACGAGCCAGUGUUCGAAGAUCAAGUUCUGCGCGACCGGUUGGACAUGUUCCUUUCCCAAUUCAACGAAAUGCAACGCGGCGCCGGCAUGGACCUGGUAUUUUUCCCCGACGCGAUGCUCCACCUCGUGAAAAUUUCUCGCAUCAUCCGGCACCCCAAGGGCAACGUCAUGCUCGUGGGAGUCGGGGGCUCGGGAAAGCAGAGCUUGACAAAGUUGUCGUCUUUUAUCGCCGGCUACAAGACCUUCCAAAUAACUUUGACGCGGUCGUACAACGUCGCCAAUUUCUUGGAAGACUUGAAAUUCUUGUACAGAACGUGUGGUGGCCAGGGAAAAGGCACCACGUUCAUCUUCUCCGACUUGGACAUCAAAGAAGAGGGUUUUCUAGAAUACCUGAACAAUAUUUUGAGUUCCGGCGUCAUAAGCAAUCUUUUUACGAGAGACGAGCAAACGGAGAUAGCAUCCGAGCUGACGCCCAUACUCAGGCGCGAGAAUCCGAAGAAAACCAUAAACAACGAAAUGGUGAUGGAGUACUUUUUACAAAGAACGUGUCAAAACUUGCACGUCGUAUUUUGCUUUUCACCGGUUGGCGAAAAAUUCCGAAGUCGAGCCAUGAGGUUUCCCGCUCUCAUAUCUGGUUGCACGAUAGAUUGGUUCCAGCCAUGGCCCAGAGACGCCCUCGUCCUCGUUGCCAAGCACUUCCUUCAUAACUUUGACAUCGCCUGCAGUGCCGAGGUCAAACAUCAACUGGUGAACGCUCUGGGCUCAAUCCAGGACAUCGUUUCGGUCAAUUCGGUCGAAUACUUCCAACGUUUCAGAAGGGCAACCCACGUCACUCCCAAAUCUUACCUGAAUUUCAUCGGCGGUUACAAAAACAUCUACCAAAUGAAGCAACACGAGCUCGGAGAGGGCGCCCGCAGAAUGGACACGGGACUGGCGAAGCUGGAGGAAGCCUCGAUAUCCGUUGAGAUACUGAAGCGCGAUCUCGCAGAGAUGGAGAAGGACCUGGUCCAAGCGUCGAAAACCGCGGAGUCGGUACUGCUCGAAGUGACGGAGCGAGCCAUGCAGGCCGAGACUUUUAAAAACCAGGUCCAAAAGGUCAAGGAGAAGGCCGAGCAGUUGGUCGCGUCCAUCGCCGAGGAGAAGGCGCUGGCUGAGAUAAAACUCGAGGCGGCCAAACCAGCCCUGGAGGAGGCGGAGGCAGCGCUGAACACAAUCAAGCCGGCGCACAUAGCGACUGUCCGGAAACUUGGACGACCACCGCAUUUGAUCAUGAGGAUCAUGGACUGCGUGCUCAUUCUGUUCCAGAGGAGGCUCGGACCCGUCGCGCCCGAUCCAACGGCUCCGUGUCCGAAGCCAUCCUGGGCCGAGUCACUGAAAAUGAUGGCCAGCACGACCUUUCUCCUGCAGCUGCAAAAUUACCCCAAGGACAUCAUAAACAACGAAAUGAUCGAGUUGCUGCAGCCUUAUUUUAAAAUGGAGGACUACAACAUGGAAACGGCACGAAGGGUUUGCGGGGAUGUUGCGGGGUUGCUGUCGUGGACCAAGGCCAUGGCUUUCUUUCAUUCCGUCAAUAGGGAAGUUUUGCCGUUGAAGGCUAAUCUGAAGCUGCAGGAAGCCAGGCUAACAGUUGCGAUGGAAGAUCUCGCGAAUGCAGAGAGGGAACUGUCCGAGAGGGAAAUGGCGUUGCAAGCCGUUAAAGCUCAAUACGACGCGGCAGUGGCAGAGAAGCAAAGACUCAUGGACGACGCUAACGUGUGUCUGCGUAAAAUGACCGCGGCCACUGCUCUGAUCAGUGGAUUGGGCGGUGAGAAAAUACGCUGGACCGAGCAGAGCAAAGAGUUCAAAGUUCAGUUGGGAAAAUUGGUCGGCGAUGUCCUGCUCGCCACGGGAUUCUUGUCCUACUGCGGUCCUUACAACCAAUCGUUCAGGGCUGGAUUGAUCGAUUCUUGGAUGAGCGUCAUGACAUCGAGGGCAAUCCCGUUUACCCAAGAAUUGAACAUCACCAACAUGCUUGUGGACUCGGCAACCGUAUCCGAGUGGACCUUGCAGGGUUUGCCGAAUGACGAGCUUUCGGUGCAGAACGCCCUGAUUGUUACCAAGUCGUCGUCCUAUCCUCUCUUGGUUGAUCCGCAAAAUCAGGGAAAAAUGUGGAUCAAGCACAAAGAGGCGAGCAACGAACUUCAAAUCACAUCUCUGAAUCAUAAGUAUUUCAGGACACAUUUGGAAGACAGCUUGUCUCUAGGGCGUCCACUUCUAAUAGAAGACGUAGCGGAGGAACUGGAUCCCGUGAUCGACAACGUACUGGAGAAAAAUUUCAUCAAAUCCGGCUCGAUUGAAAAAGUGAUCGUUGGUGACAAGGAAUGCGACGUAAUGCCUGGCUUCAUGCUGUACAUUACCACGAAAUUGCCCAAUCCAGCUUACAGCCCUGAAAUAUCAGCGAAAACGUCAAUCAUUGAUUUCACGGUGACAAUGCAGGGAUUGGAGGAUCAAUUGCUGGGUCGCGUUAUUUUGAUGGAAAAGGCCGAUUUGGAAGCGGAACGAGUGGCUCUGUUCGAAUCCGUCAUGACCAACCAGAGAUCGAUGAAAGAACUCGAGAGCACACUUUUGCAUCGCUUGACAUCAUCGGAGGGUUCCCUCGUUGACGAUGAAGCUUUGAUAGGAGUGUUGAGGGAGACAAAAUCUACGGCAGAAUCGGUGAAAGAGAAGCUCAAAGUGGCAGCAUUGACGGAAAAAAAGAUAAACGUGGCGAGGGAAGAGUUCAGAGCAGUUGCCGCUCGGGGAUCGAUUUUGUACUUUUUGAUCGUCGAGAUGAGCAACGUCAACGUCAUGUAUCAAAAUUCGUUGAAACAAUUCCUCACAAUUUUCGACAAUUCAAUCACAAAGUCGGAAAAGAGUUCCAUCACGAACGAUAGAAUCAACAUCAUCCUCAAGCACUUGACCCACGAAGUUUGGAGCUUCACCCUGCGAAGUCUCUACGAGAGGCACAAAGCCCUGUUUACUCUUAUGCUCGCGAUGAAAAUCGACUGUUACCAAGGUCUCAUAUCGCACGCGGAAUUCAUGGCUUUUAUCAAGGGUGGAGCGUCCCUGGACUUGAACGCCGUCACUCCAAAGCCGUUUCGCUGGAUUUUAGACAUAACGUGGCUCAACCUCGUGGAAAUCAGUAAACUGGAGGUCUUCUCCGAAGUAUUGACGAAAAUCGAGUUCAGCGAGCGCGAGUGGAGAGUUUGGUACGAGAAAGAAAAGCCCGAGGAAGAAAAUCUGCCGUGCGGAUAUCAGAAGAGCUUGGACGUGUUCCGCAAGCUGCUCCUCAUAAGAUCCUGGAGUCCAGACCGGACUCUUUCCCAGGCAAAGAAGUACAUCAUCGAGUCUCUGGGAAAGGAAUACGGAGAGGCGAAAAUUCUAGACCUCGAGGCCACGUGGACAGAGUCCGAGCCGAGGACUCCCCUGGUGUGCAUAUUAUCCAUCGGAUCGGAUCCGAGUCCGCUGAUCACGGUGCUGUCCAAGCAAAAGGCCAUUCAACUCAAAUCUGUGUCGAUGGGGCAAGGACAAGAGUACCACGCGAGGAAAAUGAUAAACGACGCCAUGGUCGCCGGUGGAUGGGUGCUGUUGCAAAACAUCCACCUAUCCCUGCCCUUUUGCACGGAGGCUAUGGACCUCCUCGUGGAAUCGGACCAAAUCCACGAGUCGUUCCGACUCUGGAUGACCACCGAAGUCCAUCCUCAGUUCCCGAUUGGUCUGCUUCAGAUGGCCAUAAAAUACACAAACGAGCCGCCACAAGGCAUCCGAGCGAGCAUGAGGCGCACGUACCAGGGGGUCACCCAAGACACUUUGGACUACAGCACGCAAUCGCAGUGGCCACCUCUACUCUACGCCGUGGCGUUUCUCCACACCGUCGUCCAGGAGCGUCGCAAAUUCGGCCCACUUGGCUGGAAUAUUCCCUACGAAUUCAACCAGGCGGACUUUGCCGCGUCGGUGCAAUUCAUUCAAAACCACCUAGACGACAUGGAUCCGAAAAAGGGAGUGUCGUGGCCGACAGUUUGCUACAUGCUCGGCGAGGUUCAAUACGGCGGCCGCGUGACGGACGACUUCGACAAGCGUCUCCUGACGACCUUCACGCACGUGUGGUUCUGCGACGUGCUGUUGCGCGCCGGCUUCGAGUUCUACAAAGGCUACAGAGUGCCCCAGACCCGGAACCUCGUCGGCUACGUGGAUUACAUAAACAGUCUGCCCGAGAACGACACGCCCGAGGUAUUCGGUCUGCACUCCAAUGCCGACAUCACGUAUCAAAUAAACACGGCCAAGGGGAUCCUGGACACGAUUCUCAGCGUCCAGCCGAAGGAGGGGGGCUCGCAGGGUGGCGAGACCAGAGAGAGCAUCGUUUACAGGUUGGCCGACGACAUGCUGGCCAAGUUGCCCAAGGAGUACAACGCCUUUGAGGUCAGGGAAGCCCUGCAAAGGAUGGGGCCCCUCCUGCCGAUGAAUAUUUUCCUGAGGCAGGAAGUUGAUCGGAUGACGAGGGUCAUAAAGGAGGUGAAGACCACUUUGACGAACCUAAAGCUGGCGAUCGACGGUACGAUAGUGAUGAGCCAGGGUCUGCGCGAGUCGCUGGACGCGAUGUACGACGCGAGACUGCCGGAAAAGUGGUUGAGAAUAUCGUGGGAGUCGGCGACCCUUGGGUUUUGGUUUACCGAGCUCCUCGAGAGGGACGCUCAGUUCAGGAACUGGUGCAACAACGGCCGGCCCAAUGUCUUCUGGAUGACGGGAUUUUUCAAUCCCCAAGGCUUUUUGACGGCGAUGCGACAAGAGGUAACGAGAGCACAUAAGGGAUGGGCUCUGGAUUCAGUGGUUCUGCAAAACUUGAUAACGCGAUUCAACAAAGAAGAUAUCAAGGAACAACCACAAGAAGGCGUUUAUGUACACGGGUUAUUUUUGGAAGGCGCUUCUUUGGAUCGGAAAACUGGGAAACUUGUGGAGAGCAAAGCUAAAGUUCUCUACGAGCAGAUGCCAGUAAUUUACAUUUAUGCCAUCAACACUACCGCGGGCAAAGAUCCAAAGCUUUACGAGUGUCCUAUAUACAGAAAACCGCAGAGAACUGAUCAAAAAUACGUUGGUUCAAUUGAUUUUGAAACAGAUCACAACCCUAGACAUUGGACACUUCGUGGUGUUGCUUUGCUAUGUGACAUAAAAUAAACAUGUCGAUACAAAUGCACGC
Copidosoma floridanum is the source of this 14059-nucleotide messenger RNA. RefSeq names its product dynein axonemal heavy chain 1 (gene Dhc1). Lineage: Eukaryota; Metazoa; Arthropoda; Insecta; Hymenoptera; Encyrtidae. The record is from RefSeq and is a predicted model, not a curated record. Gene Ontology annotation, molecular function: ATP binding; dynein intermediate chain binding; ATP hydrolysis activity. Gene Ontology annotation, cellular component: axonemal dynein complex. Gene Ontology annotation, biological process: microtubule-based movement.